This is a messenger RNA of Brenthis ino (lesser marbled fritillary), 543 nucleotides long. NCBI's taxonomy places the organism in Eukaryota, Metazoa, Arthropoda, Insecta, Lepidoptera, Nymphalidae. The record is from the annotation of a GenBank genome assembly.
AUGACACUUUUGCAAUAUUCUACAUUAUAUAUAAUUAUAUUAACUGCUGUUGUUGUAACUAUACCAGUUCUAUGCGGUGUCCAAGUGAUUCCGGAACGCGUGAAAGUUGUGUAUAUGAAUGAGAAAUACUUGUACAACUACACCUUCGUCAUCAAGCGCUACAGUCGCAGGGGCCCGUACUGCCUGAAUGCGGAGGCUACCCUUAAACACGAGUGGAACAACAAUGUUACGAUCAAUUUAAUCUUCAAUGAAUUCCUUCACAACGAGUACCGGCGCUCGUUCAUAGAACUACACUACAAAUAUUGCGAUCUGUUGAAAAAUGAAAAAUAUCUUGGGGCCAGCAUCGCCGCCUAUGGAAUUAAAUGUCCAAUGGCGGCUGGGACGUAUCGCUUCAUGAACUUCACAACACCCAUGGAAAAGUUUCCCAACGUGUUUCCAUACGAGUACGCCCGCGUCGACAUAGAGGUCACUGUAACGGCCACAAGCGAGAGUAUCGUCAAAAUAUAUUUCUAUGCACAUUUUAAAAAUAUGGUGCACAAGCAU